AUACAGAAUAGCAUCGUAAAGCAGCUGACUGUGGCGCUGUCUGUAGGUUUCUGUGGCUUCUUGGUGCAUAGUCUGUGGUACAGGCCGUACGGUACUUGGCGCAUUUGCAUCGUGCUGUCUGCUUUUGUGCGAUGUUGACGAUGUGGUUGUCCAAUUAGAGAUUGACAGACACAGUGCCUGCGUUUACUUUUUAGUGCUAAAAUAAGGUACAUGCUAAUUUGAGACUUCUUGUCGACAUGUCAGCAUCACAAGUAGUGCCCGAAUACGAUGUCAAAUUCAUUACGACGAACUCGUUGGAGACACCGGGAGAAGGAAACGUGCAAGACGACAGUUCUACUUCGGCCACAUCCAAUGGCGCCAAAGGUUCUUCCUGGGUCUCUGCUGUUUUUCUCAUCAUUAAUGCUGCUCUUGGGGCUGGCUUACUGAAUUUCCCACAUGCCUUUGACCAAGCUGGUGGCAUAGCGGUGGCUCUUUCUGUGCAGGCAGUGCUGCUUCUGUUUGUGGUAGGAGCCCUGCUUGUGCUGGCUUACUGCGCCAGGCGGCAGGAGUGUGCCACUUACCAAGAAGUGGUGCUGCGUGUGUGUGGGCCACGUUUCUGGAGCUGCUGCUCACUGGCAGUGACACUCUACUGCUACGGGACCUGCAUCACCUUUCUAGUCAUCAUAGGGGACUUCUCAGAUCGCAUUUUUGCAUCUCUGUACGGGCCAAGCUACUGCAUCCACUGGUUUAUGCACAGAGACUUUGUUAUUGUCACCACAUCUGUUGUUCUCAUCCUCCCAAUGUGCUUUUCACAGAAGAUUGAUUUUCUCAAAUACCCCAGUAUGUUUGGUGUGCUUGCUGCCCUUUAUUUGGUUCUGCUCAUCGUGGUGCAGUACUUUGUUGGGGACUCGAAGUCAUCUGGCACCAGAUCCUCUCCCAGCUCUCUGGAGGAUGUUUUGACUGCUGUUCCAGUAGUAUGCUUUGGCUAUCAGUGCCAUGUGAGUUCGGUCCCUAUCUACUCGUGCCUUGAGGACCGGCGGCUGUCUACAUUUGCCAAGGCAGUGCUGAGUGCCACUCUUUUGACAGCCUUACUGUACACGGUGGCAGGGGUGUUCGGCUACCUCACAUUUGGCCAGGGGGUUGCUAGUGAUAUACUGGAGCUCUAUGAUGCCCGUCGGCCGUUAGUAUUAGUGGGAAUCCUGGCCAUGGCACUCAAGAUCAUCACUACAUACCCCAUCCUUAUCUUCUGUGGCAGGACAGCAGUAGAUGAUCUCUACGGCCAGUUGCGGAGCCUUGAUGAGGAUGGUAAACGCAGUAGUGAGCUGCUUCGACGGAUAUCAAUUGUGUCAAUCUGGUUUUGCACCACGGUUGUCCUGGCCUGCCUUGUACCAAACAUCAGCAUUGUCAUCCGUAUCAUCGGCUCCCUUGCUGCUACCUUCAUUUUUGUCUUUCCUGGUUUGUGCCUGUUGUUUGUCUCCAUCAAACUGGACAGGUCGUACUAUUUUGCCAAGACGAAGUGGAAGCUGGCAACAGCAGUGCUGUGCGUGGCACUGGGCAUGUUUGUGUUUGGCCAAGUACUCACCAUGUCUAUAAUGGACACUACUUCAGGUCGUGGGCGGGCUGCGGAUGUUCAGCUCUGCACAGUGCCAAAGAUGGUUCGCCUGUAUUCUUAUUUCUAGUAGAAAGUCCAGUUUGAGUGACUGGGAACUUAACCACAGGUCUUGCAACUCAUGCUGUGGGUACUUAAAAAGUGCAACAGAAAGUCAUGCAUGAAGAAUUCAUGCUGCUCCUUCAUUGUAUAGCUUUGUGUUGUGCUUCUUGUAUAAUGUAGCCACUUGGGCUGAUGUCAGGCCUUAGGUAAUGCUCUGAAGUAAGAGAAGCACAAUAAGAUUCCGUUGUAUACAUAUACUCUGUUGGGGUCAUCAUAAAUGUGUAACCUAGUCUGUGUAUAUUCAUUUCUUUCUAAGCAUAUGGCUACUUUGACUGUGUGAUAGUCUCCUUGAUAUUGUUUAAACAGUGAUGCCUACUUACUCAUGUUACAUGAUAUACUGUAUCUAGUGUUGUAUUAUGGAUUUGCUUAUUUGUCACUGGCAGACUUUAGGUAGAUAUUUUAUUUUUUAUAUUUUACUAAAUGACAGUCUUGAGUGACGUUGAUAUUUAGCAUGUGCUAAAAAAAUUUUUAUAUCCAGAGUGUGGUUGCAUUAAGGAAAGCAAUGUGUGGUGCUGGUAUCAGUGGUAUCAGAUGACUGGAAUACUACUAGUGCACACCUGUGCACAAGGAUGCACAUCAGUAGAUGCCAGGCCUCUUCACAGUGCCCAUACCCUCCCAAAUUCCCAUCAGUACCUUCGCAGCAGCCUCAUGUUUGCUUCAUAUGCAUGAAGCAUAAAUGAAGUGGCAAAGCCUCGAAACGUCCUAGACAGCCACUGAACUUGUUCAAGCAUGAAGGAAAGCAAAGCAUGUGUAACUAUUUGGCACUCUCGAAAUUUGCCAAUGCGUGUGGUACCGUUCUAAAGUACUUGUCUUUCACGGUCAUUUUUGUGCUCUGUGGGACACCGAACACUUAUAAAUUGAUAGGGUUUAUUAAUGUCCCAAAGGGCAACACUGGGUCUAUAAAGGGCACUCUAGGGUGCGAGGCAUUGGACUAAGUUUUCCACCUGUUCUUAAUAUGCACCCAGAGCUCAGUACACAAGUGUUUUUGCAUUAUGCCCCAUAAAAUGCUGGUAGCCUGGCUGGGAGAGAUCAGAUGUUAUAAGGAAACCUGGCAACUCUCAUUUGGCGAGCCUUAGGUUGGGGUUGCAUGCCUAUGACUGCUACUAGGUAGUACUGCAUUGCAACCUAGGUGAUGGUCAAUUUGUCAUACAUGUUCAUCUUCCACAUGAGUUGUUCGUAAAAACGCAAUUGUGUUGCAGGUUUCAGCAAGCUGGCAUUUCAUGUCCUGAUAACACUUGCUGGGUGAGGGUGCAUAUAUACUGUCUUGUAUUUAGCAGGCAACACUGUUCACACUUGCAGGUCAUGUAGUCAUAUGAACAUCACUCUGCAUGACUCAUGGUAAAGUGUUUUAGGUCUGCAAUGCUUCAAUGGCAGUGACUUCACAUGUUAAGAUUGACAUAUGGUGUUGCUGUCACAAAAGGCGCACAGCUUUUUAAAAUUAUUAUUAUGCAGCUUGUGAUAUUUAACACAGUGGUUUGGUCACAGAUGCAACCAAUGUGCUGUGGAAGGUGUGCAAGUAUGUAGUUCAGCAAAAAAAAAAGGGAAGAAAUUGUACCACUCUGGUGAAUUUUGUUAUAAGGGUGGUUAAAUGUGUGAUGCACUCUAUCCUAAUAACUUCUUCGUAUACAUAUUAUGAGUAUAAUGUGCGGAGUUAAUAGUGUUUUGUCAGAAAAUGUGAUUGGCUUUCAUAUCUUUUGCAUCCUAUAUGUCACAAACAAUUUUUGGUUGGAAAUAGAGGCAGUGCAGACGUUCCUCUAGCUUUCACAUUUUUAUCUACAAAGUAUGAAACAGAGUGCUAUCGACAAUUGGGAAUGGUAAGGGGAAGGCAUCCCAUCAUUUUUUUAAAGUUAAUGGGAACGUGCUAUUCUGCUUAUGGCAUAUCAUUUUAUUGUGCUUUUGGCAGACAUGCGUACACAUAAAGCAAUACAUGUAGCUUUCUUUAGGUUUAUUAUUGCUAUGUUUGACAUCAGAGCAGCACAGAACUGUUGUACUUCUUUUUGAUCGUUGUCAAAUAUGCCUGCCAUGUGGCUCGGUUGAUAUUGCCUUCCGCUGCUGAAAAGUGGUCAUGGGUUAAACUUUUGUUGGUAUGGAAUGCGAAAACGGCUGUGUACAAUGCUCUAGCUGCACAUUAAAGGAGCGCCGAUGCAAAAUAACUACUUUUUCUUGAACAUGUAGCUGUCGUCCCAGUAAUUGCAUCAUGAAGCCAUGAAGCCUGAAUUCUUCAAGGCUGCAACAAGCAUAGUGGAAAAUCAUUAUAGUGAACCCACAUAUAAUGAACUAACUGCAUGUGAAAAGAAACGCCAGUCCUGAUUACACUCCUAUAGGCGUCCAUGUAUGUUUGUUCACUGCUAUAGUGAAAACAGCUGUUAUAAGGAAACAGAUAUAUAAAAGAAAAAAAUACAGGUCUGCACUAUAUCUGGAAUGACAUGAAUAGUUUUGCGAUAGAAAAUAAAAAUGGAAGAACAAAACAAACAAAAAAUUAUGCCUUCCCUGCAAUGACGGAGUAAACAGUGAUCAGAGUCACCAUGGUUUUGUUUGGCACAAUGUUUCAGUCACUAUGACAAUUUGUGCGUGCACUAGCUGUUCUAAGUCCUUAUCAGGGCUUUCUUAUUGGAGAAAUGGUGGCAACGCCCACAUGUAUGAUGAUAGCAGCCUGUGAAUCUGAGUGUCAAUAAAGAGCAAAUUUGUGCUCUUUUAACCGAGAAUCAACCAACUGUGCCAAGAAAAAUUUAUCAUAGUUACAGAAAAGCAAAAUGGUGAACCGCAGCUAUAGCGAAAAUUAUUCCCGGCCACGACGACUUCACUGUAAUCAGGUUCUACUGUAUUUACACCACCAUUUAAGUCUGGAAUUUUAAAAUGUGCAUCAAGCGCACCAUGGCUUAAACUAUGUGGCAGGAUGUGUAGUCAAAACUGGAAGGUGGUGGUUGUCACGGGGUAAAACACACCCCUGACAUGUACGCCUACACCAUGACUGUGGCUCUGAAAGCAGAGUUCAUUGAGUACUCCACAGGAUAAGAGGGGAGUGUGAGAGCAACUCCCUGCAUUCCCAAGGAAGCAACAGCUGAGGACCAGGCUUGACCCAUGUUGAAUGCAGAGAAGCGCAAAAUGAAGGAAAGGGCCAAUUUAGUGGCUCCCAGCAAUCUUUCGACGACAUGGUCAUUGUGUGGCUUUCAACCACUGCACCAGACUGACUAACAUACGGCGUAUUGUCUCCUGCAACUUCCUUUUAAGAGACAUCGUGUCCUGUUGAGUGCUCACUGCUUUUUUGUUUUAAAUGUAAGUUGACUUGAUUUUAAGGUAGAGUCACAAAAUGCUUAGCAUUUAUGGCAAUAUUCUUAUUUCGUUGGUGCUUUUGAAUACUUAUUUUUACUUUGGGUUCUGGCCGUGUGCUUAAUGCACGAUAGCUUAUGAGGAUUAUGUAGAAAAAGUAAGGUGCUCUAAAUAGUGCUUCAUAAGGUUGGAUAAUGUUAGUAUAAAUUUUAACUCUAGGAGCAAGAGCUGAACUAAACUUGCUUAGUGGCUAUGGAGUUGGGCUACGCUGAGCAUGAGGUCGUGGGAUCGAAUCCCGGCCAUGGCGGCCGCAUUUCGGUGGGGGCGAAAUGUGAAAACACCCGUGUACUUAGAUUUAGGUACACGUUAAAGAACCCCAGGUGGUCGAAAUUUUCCGGAGUCCUCCCCCACUACGGCGUGCCUCGUAAUCAGAUCGUGGUUUUGGCACGUUUCUUUGGCAUUUCAAGAAAAAAUAGGAGGCAUUCAUGUUUUGGAUUUCAUUGAGAGAAUCCAUUCUUGCAUUGGACAGUCCUAUUAAAAAGUCACCUGAUGCUAUUUUAGCAUAGUCAGAGUUAUGUGUGAAAAAUUGGCAUUGAUGAGAAGCAUAUAUGGUGGUGCACUGAAGUUUCGUGUUUAAAUCUCUGAUGCAGUGGGAUAAGGCAUUUGAAUAUUAAUUUUACAAUGAGUACUUCAUAUGAUGUACACUUUUAUAAAUACUGCUUUUACUAUUUCUUGCCAUCUUUAGAUUUCUCAGCAUUUUUUAAUGCAAACUAUCAAAAAGAUUGAUAUUGUUCAUAAAUUUUAUGACUGUAGGAAUGUAUACAGUGUGCCAGAGAUAUCAGUACUUAACCCUUUGAAGGUCGAAUUAUUUUGAAAAAAACUUUCCCAGAUGGUCAAAUUACUUUAUUGCGGAUAUUGAAUGUAGAAAAUGUAUAAAGUCGGGAAUAAAUAGUGAAAAGAAAUUAGAAACAGUAUUUUGAUGUCGGCAUUACUCAGAACCCCAAAUGUUCAAUAAUAUUUCAGUGUGUGGUAUUCCUUGAAACACGGUUCUACGCAAAGCGCCUUAUCGCGCCAAUCAAAGAGCAGCGCCAAUCAAGAUAGAAAUUAACUUCCGCCGCCCCUGCAAGGAAGUGCCGACAAAGAGAAAAAUCACGUUUCGUGCGCCUCCGUUGCGAUCACGCGACGAAACCGAAACCGCGAAAGGGGUGUUGCCGCAGUCUGCGCGACGCACGUGCUGAAACUAGAAAUCAGUUCUGUUUGUGUCCGCAAGAAGGUAGCACAAAUGUCAAACGCUUCUUGCAAGUCCUAAAAGGUGGCAGCACCUCCCAGUGAGCAUGCAUCGUCAUUAUGGCGCGAAAUUUCAAACGGAGGAUCGAAACCGUACCCAUACGGCAAAGACCCUGCGGGACAGAAAACCGCCGCCAUACAGAUACGGCAAAAACCUUCAAAGGGUUAAUGAAAGAUCUUAAGCAUGUAUAAUAUGGAGUGGAAACAAGCAUUCUGACAUCGCCCCCUUCUCUCUCUCUCUUAUUCUUUUGUGCAUAUGGGCCGAGUUAAUGCUCUGUAAUGAAUUGAUACCAUGACUGUUGUAGGCACCACAACGUGCUUGCCUAUUUUUUUGGUGUCUGUGAUGCUCGCCUGGGAAAUAUAUGCUCAGUUGUUGGUUUGUUGAAUAUUCCACAUUUCAUGUCUUAGUGACUGCAGAAUGUAAGAUGUUGUGUUUGUGUUGAAAUCAUAUUUGCACAAUACUUAUUUUAGGAGUUUUUAUUGAGAAAAUAGAGCACUCGUAAUGUUGUUUUUAUGCCUAGCAUGCAGUUAGAGAUUCCAUCUGUGGGUUUAUUAGCACUUGCUUCAAAACACUAGCUUUGUUUACAGUAAAGCACACUGAGUGGGUUAGGAAAGCUUUCCGUUUGCAGACAUUCCUGAUAACAGCUAUGGAGUUCUUUAUAAAAAUGUGAUGUACAGUGCAUGGUAUUAUGUGCCUGGUGUUGGUGUGAAAUCAGUGUCCUUAGCUCUCUUUUUUUUUUUUUUUUCCUGGUGAAGAGAUUGUAAAUUUUGGCAAAUUCAUAGGCUUCCACCUUGUAACCACAGUUGGUUGGUAACAACUUUAUUGUUGUAACCACAGUGUAACGUAAAUUUAAGGGUGACAAAGGAAUACAAGACUAUGGCUGUAAAGAUUGUUCCAGGUUCUUACUGGGACUUUCAAGGUAAAACUUAGUUCAUGCUUCUGGAGAAGUCUCAAUACAUCAACCACAUUCUGUUCACUGCCACAAGAAUCAACACGUACAAGGUACUUGUCAACAUUCCUUGAUGCAUGUCUAGCAAUGCCAUUCAAAUUCCGCUUAAUUUCUGUCUCCCCUGGGUAGAAAAAUAUAUUAACAGGGGCAGGCACAACUUUGAAAACAAAAGUAUGGCAUAUGCCUUAGUGCCACUGUUCUUUGUGUGUUCAUUUUGUGUCACACUAUGGUUCCAGGAUGUUGAUACAGUUGAACCUGCGUAUAACGAACCUCGAUAUGACGAAUUCCUGGAUAUAACGAAGUUUUUCUAUUCCUCGCCAUUACUUCAUAGAAGCACAUGUAUUUGAGACCUCUACGUAACGAAGUAGCAGUGGGAGACCCCCUCGAAAUAAAAAAUUUUCCCCGCCGACAAUCCAGAUAUUUCGCCCCAAAUUUUGCCGUUUUUGUGCGAACAGCAACCAGAAGCACCUUCUCCGCCGCGACUGAAUGCGAAGCGGUGGCGGCGCGCUUGGCGCACUCGAAUUCACGACGACUGCGAGGCGAGAGCGAGCGCACAUGUGCGUGCGUGUGAGCGUGCGCGAGGCGGGCCUACAUCCCUCAACCCGAUGAUCUUGCCGCCACGGGCGUGACCUUCCCCCUUCCCUUCAUUCAAACCUGAUCUUCUACUUGCUGCAGCUGGCCUAGCCCGCCAAGCCGGCACUCUCCUUUUUCCAGUUGAUGUUGCCGAAGGAAAAAUGAAAGUUUUUUUUUUUUUUUUCAACGCGCUGGCAGCGCCACUCUUUGGUUACUGCGCAAGUCUCUGCGCCUCAUUUCAUUAACGUGACACUAGGUGACACUAUACGAUGCUACGACGCCAUCGCGUCGCUCGUUCUUCGUUUCCGACGCCUCGCGCUUGUGCGAAACGACACGCGUCCACACAUCCAGUACCUGGUGUGACAUUCCAAGGAUGAGUGCUUCGAUGAAAACAGAAAACGGGUGCGCGUUACAAUCGAGUAAAUACGAUAAGUUUUUUUUUUUUUUUUUUUUUUAGAAUUUUCAUGCCGAACCUGCAUAUAACAAAAUCCUCUUUAUAACAAAGUUUUUCGGGAAUUUGUCAAUUUCAUUAUAUCCAGGUUUAACUGUAUGUUCUCUGGGGAACACAGUAUGGUCAAUUGCCUAACGUGGAAGUAGAUGACUGUUGAAAAGUGGGUUGUUUCCUAGGAGCAUUGGUUGUUCUUGUGGCCAAAGGCAUACAAAAGGCCUGCUGGCCCUGCUUGCAUGAUUCACUAAGUUUACAACCACACAGGCUUGGUCAAAGUGAAGAGAGAAAUGUGUUUUAAUCUUCUGUUGCUAGUUCUGUAUUUUGAUUGAGGCUGCACAUUCAAGGUUUAUAUAUUUUGUUAGGGAAAUUUGGUGAAAUUUAAUUUCAAAUGCAAUUAAUUUGUGGGCACCGUGAGCACAAAAUGAGCUCAUGGAAAGUGCUCCAAGCUCUGUGUUAGCUUGUAGGCUAAUGAUCUGUGUGAGAUAACGUAAGACAUUUAUAUUUUGCAAUAUUAUCAGCACUACAUUGUAGAAGCCACAUUCUACAGUUGGCCAGAAAUGCACCUCUUUAUUAAAGACCCAUGCAGUGACUCACAUUCUCUUCAAUUUCUAUAGUGUGACUGCGGGAGUUCAGACUGUGUUAUGAUCUGCCAUGGCCACUGCAUUUGGCCUAACCUGUAGCAUAGCAGCACCGUGAUGCCCAUUCUGUGAUAUAGUGCAUGCCGUAGUUUAUUUUGGCCAGCUGUGCUAUGUUUAGCAUUGCUGGCAAGAACACAGGUGGGCAUGGCUUUGCAUGCUAUUAGCAUUGCCUAAUGACUUGCAGUGUACAAGUGCAGUGCAAGCAUAAUUGGUGUCAGUUCAUUCCUAUUAUGUGCAUUACAUCACCCAAGCCAUAAGCACCAUCUCCUUUGCUCAUCUGCCACAUGCUGUAUGUAAUGUGGAAGCUGUGUUAGGCAGCUUUGUGCAGGUGGAAAUUCUUUUGACCCAAAAUCAACUGAACAUUAAUCAUAAUGCAUGAUUUCGUUGCCUAUACACCUGCAUUUACCUGCAGUAAAUCGUUUUUUAAAAAAAGGGGGGCAAGGUGAAAUAGUGUAAUGGAGUGGUAACUUUCAUUUUCCUGUUUGUUGAUAUUGAAAUUUGUGACAUGUACUUAUUGGCUACACUUACAUGUUUUUUUGUGUGUGUCCACCAGCGUUUAGUGUUGAGGCAGCGAUUCCAUGGGAUAAAAUGCAUGGAACCGCCAACAUGCAAGUGCUGUGGUGAUGUGAUGCUUGUAAGAAGUAUGUAUAUUCUUGGCUAUAUGUGCACUGCUCAACUGUUAGGCUGUGCUGAUAGUAUGCAAAGUGCUUUCGUGUUCCCAUUAGCACGACCAGCAUGUUUGUCCCGUCAUGUUUGCAUGCCAUGUACAAGUGACUCCACUCUCGCAACUCUCGUUAUUGACAACAUUGUGUCACCCUGGCUGCAGCAAUGACCCGCCAUAGUUGCUUAGUGGUGGUUGCCUAUGGUAUUGGGCUGCUAAGUGCAAGGUCGUGGGAUCGAAUCCCAGCCACGGCGGCCACAUUUCAAUGGGGGCGAAAACACCCAUGUACUUAGAUUUAGGUGCAUGUUAAAAAAACCCCAGGUGGUCCAAAUCCUUCCGGAGUCUCCCACUACGGCAUGCCUCAUAAUCAGAUCGUGGUUUUGGCAUGUAAAACCCCAUAAUUCAAUUCAUUUGGCUGCAGCAAUGACCAAGUUUCAGAUCUGUUUUAUUUCGUUGUGCUUUGUGAAGGGCAUUGUAAAAGAACGUUUUCAUUUACUCAUGAACUGGUUACACUUACUGUUCACAACAAAUGAUUGUAAUUGCAGCUGUGCAGCAGUCACUCUGCCACCAUUGUGGAAAUGUGCAAUAGUAAAUACAGUGUUUGCAUUCUUUAUUUUUUGGGAGGAGUGAUUUCUGGUAAUAAUGCAAAAUAUGUAACCGUAUUGAUAACUCAUAAUUGAAUAAA
This is a messenger RNA of Dermacentor silvarum, 10202 nucleotides long. RefSeq names its product putative sodium-coupled neutral amino acid transporter 7. NCBI's taxonomy places the organism in Eukaryota, Metazoa, Arthropoda, Arachnida, Ixodida, Ixodidae. The record is from RefSeq and is a predicted model, not a curated record. The transcript has 8 exons. Gene Ontology annotation, molecular function: amino acid transmembrane transporter activity. Gene Ontology annotation, biological process: amino acid transmembrane transport. Bases 237 to 1658 code for a protein of 473 amino acids.